Molecule: messenger RNA, 429 nt
Organism: Ogataea angusta
Lineage: Eukaryota; Fungi; Ascomycota; Pichiomycetes; Pichiales; Pichiaceae
Exons: 1
Coding region: 1-429 (142 amino acids)
Source: RefSeq, a predicted model, not a curated record
AUGCCAUCCAGAAACAGCAUCAACAAGCCCAAGGACAACAUCCUCAGACGGCAAAAGCGCCAGUCGCUCGGGAAGAAGAGAGCCGGAUCCCGCAAAUCAUCCAGAGACGACGCUCCAAAGUCCACGGCCGUCGCGCUGUACACGGGGCCUUCUCGCUCUGGCGUCACCACUACGACACUGUCCAACAAAAAAAGCAAGAAAAUCGAGAGAAACAAGAAGUACGCCAAGGCCCGCAAUCUGGACACCGACCAGCUGCUGGUGGACGCGCAGGCCAAGCAGGAGCAGAUGGAGAUCGACGAGGCCACGGAACAAGCCCAGGAGAGCGUGCGAAGCGCCCUGUGGGCUGUUGUCGAGGACGCAGCGUCCGGCGGGUUCGCGUACGACGUCUCCGGCGAGGGCACUACGUUGGGAGGACCGCUGACUGUAUAG